AAGUUUGCGCAUGACCCAAGCAAAAAGGUCCUUGCCCGUUGCGUGGGUACCUUGUUUAUGGGAAUCGCGUAAAUUUUUCGAUUUAAUUGUGGCAAAAUCGGUAGAUGGAUGAUCCAGCCAGAAUGUUAAGCCACACAGGAGCCGGUUUGAUGCCGCCACAACCGUACGGUAUGGGUCAGCAGGGCGAGACGCCAUCGGGGGGCGACAAUGAACCCCGCAAACAAGACAUCGGCGAGAUUCUGCAGCAGAUUAUGAACAUCACAGAUCAGAGUUUGGACGAGGCCCAAGCAAGGAAGCACACUCUAAACUGCCACCGAAUGAAACCCGCUUUGUUUUCCGUUUUGUGUGAAAUUAAAGAGAAGACUGUGCUGUCUUUGAGGAAUACACAAGAGGAGGAGCCCCCAGACCCGCAACUCAUGAGGCUGGACAAUAUGCUUAUCGCGGAAGGGGUGGCCGGUCCAGAGAAAGGCGGUGGCGCCGGGGCUGCUGCAUCAGGUUCCGCGGCAGCACAGGCCGGACAACCCGAUAAUGCCAUCGAGCACUCGGAUUACAGGGCGAAACUUGCUCAGAUUAGGCAAAUUUACCAUCAGGAGUUGGAGAAAUAUGAGCAGGCCUGUAACGAGUUCACCACUCACGUGAUGAACCUGCUCCGUGAACAAUCACGAACCAGACCAAUAACCCCGAAAGAGAUUGAGAGGAUGGUCCAAAUCAUCCACAAAAAGUUCAGCUCCAUUCAAAUGCAGCUGAAACAGUCCACUUGCGAGGCAGUCAUGAUACUGCGGUCCAGGUUCUUGGACGCUAGGCGAAAACGACGAAACUUCAGCAAGCAGGCGUCGGAAAUUUUAAACGAGUACUUCUAUUCACACUUGUCCAAUCCUUAUCCCAGCGAGGAAGCCAAAGAAGAGCUGGCGCGGAAGUGCGGUAUUACCGUGUCACAGGUCUCGAAUUGGUUCGGCAAUAAGAGAAUUAGGUACAAAAAGAACAUAGGCAAGGCGCAAGAGGAGGCGAACCUGUACGCGGCCAAAAAGGCGGCGGGCGCCUCGCCCUACAGCGGCACCCCCACCCCGAUGAUGUCGCCCGCGCCCCCCCAAGACUCUAUGGGCUAUUCGAUGGGCUCCGCUUACGAUCAGGGCUCCGCCUACGACGCGAGCAGUUGCGGUUACGACCCGAUGCACGCCCAAGAACUCUCGCCCUAAGUUCGUCCCAAAUAGUUUUCUAGGUUUAGGUUAAACGCGAUUUGUCGGACCGGCAAGGAUAGUGGACUUGUUUCUAUGGAUCCCGGUAAUAACCGAACGAAAAAUUUUAGACCCCGGAAAAACAUUUCUCGUGCAUUCGGAGCAGUUGGCGCCUUUAUCGUUUUCUAAAAGCAAUAAUCGAAUCAAAAGGAAAAAUAAUCCAAUACGCCAUUAGCAAAAUGGCUGUUGCCAUGUGAUCGCUAAAAGUGGGCAAGAGAUUUUUCCAAAUUUAACUUGAAUUUAAUUGUUUUUUUUUUUUUUGUAUCGUAUGUUAUAGAAAGCUGUUUUAUUGAAAUUGUAAAGGAUUCCGUAUUUACAAAUAUCCGAAAGUUAUAACGUUUCUCCAACUUAUAAUUCCCAAAUUUAUAAGGUCUGCUGAAAUAUGGCUACUAGAUAUAUAAACAUAUAUAUAACAUGCCGAUAAUGUAGGAAAUUUUGUGCAUUUCUAGCGGCGUUUAAGAACCAACAUGGCUGCGGAGAUUUGCUGAAAACGGUUUCAAGUUAGCGCGUGCACUAAUACCUGUCUCUACGUAAAUUUCAUAGCCGUCAAUUUUUACCGUCCUUACGGAUACCGUUUUACCUAAUAAAUAGUAAAUAAUAUUACAAAUACGCUUGGUUACCUUGCAUUUCUUGAAGCUUAAACAUCAAUCCCCUUUAGGUCUCGUCGGACGUUCCUUAAUUUUGAUCCAUCGUCGUCUACAACCGGCUUCCAUACUUUCUCGCGAAAACGUUUUUUUCCGCAGCACGCCACUUAUAAAAAUAUAACUUAUCCGUCGCGAUUUUUGGGAGCGAUGAUAUUACUACGUUACGUCGAAUUUCACUAUUUAAAGUAACUGAUGACGGUCUAGUAACCCAUGAAACUCACGUGCAAUGUAGGUAACCAUGGUAACCUCAGACGUCGUGGUAGUGAGGGGGUAAGAUGUCGCAUUCUUAGAGAUUGAUUGUAAAAAUCAAAAAUGCCUUGGCAAAGGGGCAGCCUGAACUAUUUACGUUUGAUAUUUAAAAUGUUUGUCAAACCUACUUCGAUCCGAGGUGGUCUGGUGAUUAAAGUCAUUUGAUUUGACAUCGGACUACCCGGAAGUUGCGGGUUCAGAUCCGAGGCUAAGCGUGAUUAUUUUUUCUGUUUAUAUACUAAAAUAAAUUACUAAAAAUGCUUUUCCUCUCUCGAUGCCGCAUAUAGACGCUUAACACUGUCCAUGUCAAGUCCGACGCCCCUGAAGUAUACCGGCUUAUGUAUACCAAGCAAUCGUAUACUGUAAUUUAGGAACAUGUGCAUUAUUUUGUUUAGUAUUAUUGGUGCAGUCAACAAAAUAUACACCAGGUUUCCAUUUUUGAGGUUUCUGCGUGGCGCUAUGGGUUCCUAACCUAGAAUUACGUCCGAUGUUCCCGAUCAUGGAAAUGUGGUGCGUAUUUGCACAGCGAUAUAAUUUGACAGGAGUGUAACACUUAUCGAGGCUUUAAUGAAGCGUCAGUUGUUAGUGUAAGUGAAAAGAUUAAUUAUUUUAUACAUAACCCUUAUGUAACGCGUUUCUGUAUUUUGCAAAAAAUAUAAUGUGUAUUAAAAC
Cylas formicarius (sweet potato weevil) is the source of this 2800-nucleotide messenger RNA. It is a transcript of the gene exd, whose product is annotated as homeobox protein extradenticle. Gene Ontology annotation, molecular function: RNA polymerase II cis-regulatory region sequence-specific DNA binding; DNA-binding transcription factor activity, RNA polymerase II-specific. Lineage: Eukaryota; Metazoa; Arthropoda; Insecta; Coleoptera; Brentidae. Gene Ontology annotation, biological process: neuron development; regulation of transcription by RNA polymerase II; embryonic organ development. Gene Ontology annotation, cellular component: nucleus. The transcript is spliced from 4 exons. The coding region runs from base 105 to 1196 and encodes 363 amino acids. The record is from RefSeq and is a predicted model, not a curated record.